UUAAUUUUUUUUUUUCUUCUCUUUAAAAUUUGACAAUGUCUUCUAGUAAUAUUCCUACAGGAUGUCCCAUGCAUGAAAAAGCACAAGAUUCUCAGAAUGAAACAUUAUAUAAUAAUUCCUUAAAAAAUGCUUCUAAUAAAAGUUGUCCAAUUGUACAUUCAGGGGAUGCUCUUUCACCAGAUAAUCAAAUGCCACAUUUAUCUCAAGAACAAGUACCUGGACAACGAAUAUAUCUUCCAACUGAACGUGUUAUUUCUUCAAUUCCAAAAGCCAAAAGUUCUGAUUAUUGGGAAUAUCCUUCUCCGCAACAAUUUUAUAGUGCUUUAGUUAGGAAAGGCUGGGAAACUCCUGAAGAAAGCAUUGAAACUAUGGUUGAUAUACAUAACUUUUUGAAUGAAAGAGCUUGGAAUGAGAUUAUUAGAUGGGAGAAAAUGAAAAAGUGCAAUUGUAAUGAACCAAAAUUAUUACGUUUUAGAGGUCGACCGCAAGAACUUAGCCCAAAAGCUCGAAUAUUACAAUGGGCAUCAAAAAUAUUUCCUUCAUUAGGCACACCACCACCUUUCGAUCGUCAUGAUUGGACAAUUGAUAGAUGUGGUAGAGAAGUACGUUAUGUAAUUGAUUAUUAUUCAGCACCUGAUGAAGGUGAUAAUCCUGUAUUUUACCUUGACGUACGGCCAGCAUUGGACUCUAUCGAUAGUGUCGUUGAUAGGAUUAAAGUUGCUACUAAAGAAACGUUUGCGCAACUUAGAGAAAGAGCGAAAGCUGCAAGACAGGAAAAUGAGGUCGAUAGAUCAUGAUUUAGAUUCGCAUUAUUUGAUACGACUUUGAAAAUAUUUUUUCAUAAUAGAUUGAUUAAUUUAAAAAUUAGUAAAUUCUUCCAAAAAAUAUUAAUAAAAUAUACAAAAUGGAGUAUACCUAAUCAUGAGUGUCCUACGCUUACGCUUCGUACAAUUAUUACGAUUAUAAAUUUAAAUAAUUUUCUUUCUUUUUCUUAAUUGAUGAAAAGGCGCGUAAAGUCGGCCGACAAGAUAUAAUCAUGUGAUCUCUGUAAUUAAUUUUUCAGCCCUUUAUUUUAAACCAAUUAUAUUAAACUCUCAAUGACCUUAUU
Messenger RNA from Rhizophagus irregularis DAOM 181602=DAOM 197198, 1108 nucleotides. RefSeq lists its product as uncharacterized. Gene Ontology annotation, molecular function: holocytochrome-c synthase activity. The record is from RefSeq and is a predicted model, not a curated record. Gene Ontology annotation, biological process: cytochrome c-heme linkage. Gene Ontology annotation, cellular component: mitochondrion. Lineage: Eukaryota; Fungi; Glomeromycota; Glomeromycetes; Glomerales; Glomeraceae.